Cloeon dipterum is the source of this 2559-nucleotide messenger RNA. RefSeq names its product ecto-NOX disulfide-thiol exchanger 2. Lineage: Eukaryota; Metazoa; Arthropoda; Insecta; Ephemeroptera; Baetidae. The record is from RefSeq and is a predicted model, not a curated record. Gene Ontology annotation, molecular function: oxidoreductase activity; RNA binding. Gene Ontology annotation, biological process: ultradian rhythm. The coding region runs from base 200 to 2245 and encodes 681 amino acids. The transcript is spliced from 11 exons. Gene Ontology annotation, cellular component: plasma membrane; external side of plasma membrane.
UCGGGAAGAAAUAGCCUGCUCGCACUCGCCAUAUUUUGCAUCCGACGAAAAUGAAUCGAUUUUAAGAUUAUUUACUUUAUUCUGUCGGCUGAGUUUACUUCUGAAACGAUGCGUGAUUCUUAGUGCAAAGGCCACUUUACGGGUUCUUGUAGCCUAUUAGUGGAGACUGCAUUCAAACAAACCCUCGUCGUCCACUAUUAUGAACGGACCUCCUGCAGCCCCCAUGAUGAAUGCUAUGGGAAUGCUGGCACCUCAACCUGGCCUCCUUGGCAACCAGCCACUGCCUGCCUUGGUAAAUCCAGCAACGAAUGACGCACCUUUGGAGUUUAACAAAUCCAAAGCUGGCCUACCUCUGCAAGCUGGUGAGGGAGACGACCGUCGACCGCGCAGGAACGUGCAGCCGCCGCUGACAAUGGCGGCAACGGGCGCUCAGCAGCAGCCGCCGGUGUGGGCGCCUGGAGGAAUGAUGGGUAUGAGUUACCCACCGGCCAUAAUGGGGAUGAUGCCGAUGGGCGACCCCGCGGGCAUGAUGGGCAUGAGCCAGCCCCUGCCACAGCCGCUGCCGCAGGCCGGUGAGGCUGACGACUGCGGCCCCCAGUGGGGCGUGCCGCAGUACCCUGCUGUCAUGAGCGGAAUGAUCCCACCUGCGUCGGCCGCUGCCGCAGCCGCCGCAGACGGCGUCCUGCCUGGUGGCGUCGUCAAGGAGAUCGUCCACUGCAAGAGCUGCACCCUGUUCCCUCCCAACCCCAACGUGCCGCCGCCAACUACCAGGGAAAUCCCGCCAGGCUGCAGGACUGUUUUUGUUGGAGGCUUGCCUGAGAAUAUUACAGAGGAAAUCAUCCGGGAGGUGUUUGAGCGGUGCGGCGAAAUCACAACUAUUAGGGUUAGCAAGAAGAAUUUUUGCCAUAUUAGAUUCGAGCGUGAGCAGUAUGUCGAUAGAGCUAUUUACUUGUCAGGCUAUCGUAUUAGAAUAGGCAACCACACUGACCCACCGAACACUGGUCGAUUGCACGUGGACUACGCUCAAGCCAGGGACGACCUGUAUGAGUGGGAGUGCAGACAGCGACAGCUGCAGAGGGAGGCCAGACACAGAGAGCGGCUGGAGCAGGAGCGAAUGCGGCCGCCGUCUCCGCCUCCCGUCGUUCACUACACGGAGCAUGAAUCACAAGUCAUUGCUGAAAAGAUUAAGGGGGAAGAAUCUUUUGCCAAGGCUGUUCAGGUCGUCGUGACGUGGCUGGAGCGCGGUGACUGUUGCAAGAGGAACGCUAAUCAGUUCUACUCGAUGAUCCAGUCAAGCAACUCGCACGUGCGGCGGCUGCUGACAGAGAAGAUGCAGUACGAGGAUGAGCUGAACCGGGCCAAGGAGCUGACCAAGCAGAGGAUGCACGGCCUGUUGAUGCAAUUCGGUCAGAUCGAGCGAGUAUUCGCGGCGGCCAGUCAUCAGAAGGUUUGGGACCAUUUCACCAAGGCCCAACGCAAGAACAUUAGCAUGUGGAAGAAACAGGCAGGGGAGAUCCGGAGCAUGCAGCUGGAGGAGGCGGUGAACGAGCGCGCUGACGAGGAGAUGGACGUCUCGGACUCGGACAACGACCAGGACGACAUCGUCGUACUCAGCAGCAGCACCAUCUGCAGCAGCAGGAAGAAACCGCGGCUGGACGAGGUGGCCAACCUCAAGGAGGAGAACGACAAUCUUAAGUGCCAGCUCGAGGCCUACAAGAACGAGGUGGAUCUCAUUCGCGCCGAUCUCAAGACCGAUAACGAGCAACGUGACGCGCAGUUCAAGCUGCUGCAGCAGACCCUGCAGAGCACUCAGCAGCAACUGUUAGACGCAAACAGAAAGCUCUCCGAGAAGGACAAGUUAGUCAAAGAGCUGGAAGUGAAACUUAGCCUUAAUUGUGACCUGAAGUCGAGCUCGGACAGCGCCAAGGGUGACUCGAGCAGCGGACAGCAGUCGCCAGACGUGGACAGUGAGAUUGUCCCUUUGUCAGACCUCAAGUCGUCGAGCAUCAGCACGAACGACGCCAAACUGAUCGGGUUGAUCUCCAUGUUCCUGCACGUGCACCCGUUUGGCGCGGGCAUUGACUACAUCUGGUCGUACCUGCAGAAGGUGGAGCCGAACCUGCGCACCUCUGAGGUCGAGGCGCUGAUGAACCGCUUCCCGUCUGUAUUCAGGCAAGAACUGUCCGGAAUCGGUGCUAACAUGGAGCGAAAGUGGAUUUUUGCCGGCUUCAACCGUGCGGACUGAAAAUAGUGCAAACCGCGGCCACGCUGAAUUAGCCAUCUCUAAUGCGCUCGAUUUGAAACACUGACCGACGUCUACGUACUGAGUUUUAGAAAGAUAAUAAUAAAUAAUACAAAAAUAUGAAGGUUUUGUGAUCUGAUCAGCUUAGGAGUCUGCCAUAUUUUCUCAUCAGUAUAGGCCCUAAUCGAUGGUCUCUAUUGUGUUUACGCUGAGUGAUUUAUUACCUUCUCAUUUACUUUAUUUCAAGUUACCUUAUGUUAUUUAAAUGCUUUGUAUUCUUUACUCUAUUAUUAAAAUGACAAUUUAUAAAACUAAAA